This is a messenger RNA of Venustampulla echinocandica, 1410 nucleotides long. Its product is annotated as Mitochondrial carrier. Lineage: Eukaryota; Fungi; Ascomycota; Leotiomycetes; Helotiales; Pleuroascaceae. The coding region runs from base 1 to 1410 and encodes 469 amino acids. The record is from RefSeq and is a predicted model, not a curated record. The transcript has 2 exons. Gene Ontology annotation, biological process: mitochondrial transmembrane transport.
AUGCCCUUCACCUGGGGGCGACAUCCCUCCGUCGCAGAACAGCACCCUACGUCCUUCGAUCCCUAUGACAAAGAGAAUAAUCAGGAUUUCCCAGACCACUCGCACGACAGGAUACACGGAGAUGAGCCCGUCCUAGGAGUUUCGCCCACGAUGGUUAUGAUAGGCGAUAGCCCGGAGGCGGAUACCGAUGUCGAGGUCGACAUCACCGCCGGGCAGAAGAUGCUCUCGGCCAUGUCUGGGAGUUUGUUAACUUCGCUUCUCGUUACCCCCCUAGACGUUGUUCGAAUCCGAUUACAAUCCCAGCCAACACAAUCGCCUCUCGCGGCCAUCCAGAAACUCGCCUCGAGCUCCCCACACUCCUUAACCUCACUCCCACCCAACCUCGGUGUUACGACCUGCUGCCGAGAAGUCUUCUUUGCCAACAACAAUGGCGACUUUUGUUUAGCUGCGCCAAAGGUCGGGGAGGUGACACAUUCGUCUGGAGCAGUGGGAUGUGCGGUUGAAGAGACAGAAAGGAGGAGCUUCAAUUCGACUUUCGAUGGCCUUCGAAAAAUUGCCCGGAAUGAGGGGGUCACCACAUUAUGGCGCGGCCUUUCUCCAACGCUGGUCAUGACAAUUCCGGCAAACAUCAUAUAUUUCACCAAUUACGAUUGGCUACGGUUCAGCAAGCAGAGUCCCAUCAACCGACAUGUUUCUGACGGCUAUGCUCCUCUUGUCGCAGGCGCUUUGGCCAGGACGUUUGCUGCUGGUGUCGUAAGCCCAAUUGAGAUGUUCCGAACGAGGAUGCAAGCCAGCCGGUCGAACGGUACCUAUUUUGCGGAGACUGUGAAGGGAAUUGGCGAGAUGGUUUCUACCCAUGGAUAUACGUCUCUAUGGCGUGGUUUGACAUUGACACUCUGGCGGGACGUACCCUUCUCUGGCAUUUAUUGGUGGGGAUAUGAGACGAUUAAGGGUGCAUUGAAAGAAGUCCGUGAACGAGAGCGAGGGCGACGGUCCAGUCGCGACAACGGAGGCGCCCGAGAUCGCCCAAGGACUAGAUCGCAGAGUCGGGAGAACCAUACGGAAGCAUUUACCGAUAGCUUCAUUGCCGGUGCGGCAUCUGGCGCUGUUGCUUCCACCCUUACCAUGCCAUUCGACGUCGGCAAGACUAGACAACAAGUCUUUGUGGACUCAACCACUCCCACCGCUGCGGGUGCCAAACGGGUUUUGGCCCCCGAGGAACGUUCUAUGCCGAGAUUUCUCUGGCAUAUAUUCAGCGAAUCUGGCAUUUCGGCGCUGUGGAGAGGAUGGAUUCCGAGGACGCUGAAAGUUGCCCCAGCAUGUGCAAUAAUGAUCAGCUGUUACGAAGUGGGGAAGAGGACAUUCAAGAGCCUGAAUGAGAGAGCGGAGCGGAAACGGGAAGGAAUCUGA